AUGUCUUAAAAAUUUAAGUCCCCUACAAUUAUAUCUAAAGUACAUCCCAAAGUACUCUAUGGCACUCAAGAGUAUUUAAGAACACAUAUUUUAGUCUUAAUGCUAAAAUUAUCAAAGUAUUUAGUCCAUUUGAAUAUAUGAAUUACAUUAAAAGAAGACAAGAUUAUUAAAUUAAAUAAUAAGAACUAAUUGCCAAUCUUCAACUAAAUAAAGAGAAUUAUGAAAAACUAACAUUCUCAGUUAAAUAAGUUGGAGUUACAAAUGAUGAAGGUAGAGUUGGUUCACAAAGUUAAAGAAAAUAUCUUCUAAAAUCGAUGGAAUCAACUAGACUUAAAAAUUCUGAAUCAAUCUAGCAUUUUUAAACUGAAAGAGUUUAAUAUUAAUUCAAAGCUAAAGCAUUAUCAAGUAGUAGAAAGUAAAAAGCUCGUUUAUCUCAAAAAUAAUCUUAUGUUAACUUUUUAACUAUUCCGGAAAAAUCAGAAACAUUAAUUGAAUUUAAGACAACUUCUAUUGAUAAAAUAAUUAAAAGAUCAAGAUAAAAAAAGAGAUUUCCGCUAAGUCAACCAGAACCACCUGAAAUCGCUUUUGCUAAAUAAUAAUAGAGCUAAAAAUAUUUGUCAUAUAGUCGUUAGCUAUAAGAGCUUAAGGGAACAUUAGAAUUCAAUAAAUUUUUAUGA
This is a messenger RNA of Paramecium sonneborni, 677 nucleotides long. Lineage: Eukaryota; Ciliophora; Oligohymenophorea; Peniculida; Parameciidae. The record is from the annotation of a GenBank genome assembly.